AUGAUGCUCGACAACAAGCUUGCCAUCGCAAGCGUCUCGCUGGGUCAACAUGCCAAGCAUACUCUGCCGCAAAAAAUCACCGCAGCCGUCGACGCCGGGUUUCAGGGCUUGGAAAUCACCUGCUUGGAUCUCGAGACCUAUGCCGACAGCCAGGGGCUCUCGAUGCAAGAUACAGCGCGAAUAAUUGGGGCCUUGAUGCGCGAAAACAAGCUGCACGUCUUGUCGUUUGCGUCGUUUCAAAACUUUGAAGGCAACCCGUCGCCCAUUGAGGGCCGACUCCAAAAGGCCCGGGACUGGCUUCAACUUGCACACUUGUUGGGCGCUGAGCACCUGCAGAUCCCGUCCAUUUACCAGCGCGAGUUCAUCGACGAUCAUCAACUCAUGGUCGCGGAGCUUCGACAGCUCGCCGAGCUGGCCGCCACGUUUGAGCCUGUGAUCAAAGUCGCGUAUGAAAACCUGGCCUGGGCCAAACGAUGCUCCUUGUGGCAAGAGGCGGUCGCAAUCGUCCAAGAGGUCGACAGAGACAAUUUUGGCCUUUGCUUGGACACUUUCCACAUCGCCCUCGUGCUGUGGGCCGACGCGUACUCGUCGGAUGGGCGUCAAGUGGACGGCGACGAGAAACUCCGGGCCUCGAUGCAGGAGUUCGUCCAGCGCUGUCCGAAGGACAAACUCUUCUAUGUCCAGUUGUCCGAUGGUGAGCCUCUGGAUCCGCCCUACAGCGAGUCCCAUCCGUGGUACGACCCGACUCUCGAGGUUGGCCAUGUGUGGUCGAACCAAGCCCGACCGUUUCCCCUCGAAACCGAGUACGGUGCAUACAUGCCCGUGGAGGAGAUCAGUCGCGCAUUUAUCCUGGAUAUCGCGUUCACGGGCUGGGUGUCAAUGGAAACCUUUGAUCGGAGGAUGGAACAAGAGGCCAAUGGCCCCGUGCAGAAUGCCAGGCGUGGCAAAGCCUCGUGGGAGAAACUCCGGGCGAGGAUGCUGCAGAGUUGUCCUACACCAUGA
Molecule: messenger RNA, 1002 nt
Organism: Cladophialophora immunda
Lineage: Eukaryota; Fungi; Ascomycota; Eurotiomycetes; Chaetothyriales; Herpotrichiellaceae
Exons: 1
Coding region: 1-1002 (333 amino acids)
Source: RefSeq, a predicted model, not a curated record